AAGAAGCUGCAGCCAUUAGAGGUCGGGUGUGGGGCUGAUAUUACAGGGGCUACGGUACAGACCUCACAUUCAACAUGAGAACCCCAAAUAUCCUGUAUAUUCUCCUGGUAUACCUGACAGGGGCAGAUGCGCUGAGGGUCACUAUGAGUAGACCACGGACUGAAGCACUGCGAGAGGAGGAUGUGACCAUACCCUGUGAUAUCUCUGAUGUUAGAGCAGGUGGAAAAAUUGCAGUACAAUGGACCAGGAAAUGGAAUCAAAUUAUAACCACAGUGUAUCCGAACAUUCCUGGAAGUGUACACUCCUAUAGGGCGGGAUCUUACGUGGUGGAGAGUGAACUAGAAAAAGGAAACGCUGAGCUCCACAUCCCAAGUGUCCAGUUCUCUGAUGAAGGAGAAUAUAAUUGCUCUGCAUUUGUCACCCCUGAUAAAGUCACUGGGACAUCCGUUCUGCAGGUGUCUGCUCGUCCAUCUGCUUCGCUGACCCCGAGAGAUAUCAGCGUCCUGCUGGGAACAGAGAGAACAGUCAUGUGUGCGGCCACCAAUUUCUACCCCCAGCCUGUGACCAUACGCUGGUUCCGACACAAUAAAGGUUCCCCUGGCUGCGUGGCCUUGGAUCGGGGAAUCUGCACCGCUGACCCAGUUACUAAUGGAGAUGACACGUUUAAUGUUACCAGCCACCUGACGUUACAUCCUACAUCUAUGGACGAUGAUGGGAAUGAAUAUUCGUGUACCGUGUCUCACAGGUCUCUGCAGAUGGAUCUGGGGAAUAAUUUUACCCUGACGGUAACAGAGCAAGAAGAUAACAUUGGUGCAGUUGUUGGAGCUGUGAUUGGGACACUUAUCUCUACGUUACUUCUGGUUUCAGGCAUUUUUCUUUACUGGAAACUGUUUGAGAAAGACCCUCCCAUUCUUUCUGAGAUUUCGGGGAAUGAGCAGAUGAUUGACAUGGCCAGGACCACCCUCACCUGUCAGAUCACGGGCUUCAGGCCCAAUGACAUUAAAAUCUCUGUACGUCUGAGACGAGGAGAGACGAGGAUGGAUAUACACACCUGGAAAUCCAGAGAUCACAUUCCCCCAGCCCGCAUGACGAGAGAUGACAGCACUGGGGGUGACCGUGUGGUUAUAGAUGUAGAGGAACAGCAGGGGCUGGUUAAUGGGGCUGCAAAUCACCAGGAGAGACCCCUACAGCUAGAACUGGUUCCUGUUAUAAAGACCAGCAGACUUGGUACUUCCAGCUGUCAGUGUUCUAUUCAUAUAACCCCUAGCUUUGCUGAUAACGGAGCAGAACUGUCUGUACAUGUAGAACACCCGGCUCUGAGGUCACCGAUCUCUGUACAGAGAACACUGAACGUCAUUGGAGUGGCUCCUAAACUGUUAACAAUAAUGUCUCCUGAGCGUCUGAUACAUGAUGAGCCAGUGACGCUGACUUGUCCCAUUAAUGGAUAUAAACCCAGAGCUCUGUCUAUCACUUGGCUGAGGAAGGAUCAGAGCCAGGAAACAGAACUUGUAACGCGGGAUGGUACAGGAACCAGGAUUCUGGAUAACAGAUACUCACACACUGCGCAGGAGAUUGAGCACGAUGAUAAAUCUUACAGCUGUAUAAGUGCUUUAAGGAUUAAACCAAAUUUGACUGAAGAUCAUGGAGUGAAAUAUAUUUGUAGAACCCAUCACCCUGCCACAGGACAAACUGCAGAGCAAAUACUGGAUAUGGAGGUUACCGCUCGCCCUGUGCUGGAUACAAUACAGAGGACACAGAACUCUCUCUCUGUCGGUGACCAGAUGGAUCUGUCAUGUAGAAUUCAUUCAUUUUCCCCAUCACAGAUCACAGUUACAUGGUACAUGGAAGAUGAGAAUGUGAUACCCUCACACACCAGUAACGUCCUCACUGAACCAAAUGGCCUGUUUUAUGUCACCAGUACUAUGGAAUUCCACCCGACAAUAAAGGAUGCGGGGAAGAGAUUCAGGUGUGAAGUUCUACAUGACAGUCUUGUAGAGCCUAGAUAUAUCACGUAUACAUUGUGUGGCCUGAUGUCCGCACCCAGUGUUAGUGAAAUAACGUGUGACCCUGUCUAUCCUGAGAUUGGGAAACCAGUGACGUUAUCCUGUACAGUCAGUGACCUCUACCCUAAGGAAUAUGGAGUCCGAUGGUAUAUGAGUGGGAGUGUAUUUACUUCUGGAGAACGUAAAGAAAACAUCCAACAAGACCAGGAAUCUGGGAUAUUCUCUGGAACCCUAGAGCUGACGCUCACACCGACUACUGAGCACCAUGGGGCUGAAUUCCGCCUGGAUUUCAUUCGUGAACAUAAGACUGUUAAAAAGACAUUUGUCAUGAAUCUUAAAGGGAAUCCCAUACUUCGUAAAAUCACCAGUGAUCCUAAUAAAGCCAGCUAUGGGAAGCCUCUGACUCUCCGCUGCAGUGUGACUGGCUGUAAGCGUGGUGACAUAACGGUGGACUGGUUAGAGGAUAAUAAGACGCUGGGGAGACACCGGAGAACAGCCGCACAAGUCAGUGUGGAGGUGGAUACAAUACACUGUACACUGACUAUAACACCCACUGCUGAGGACUAUAGGAGGAUCUUCAUGUGUAGUGUGAAACAAAAGGAUACUCCAACAGCAUUCAGCGAAAAGAUCUGUUUAACUCUCCCAGAUAUUCCACCCUCAUUAUCAACUAUUGUUGUCCAUCCGGCGAUGCCUAAAGCGGGGAAGGACGUCUCACUUACAACAACGAUAUCUGGCUUCUCCCCAAAAGACAUUAUAGUGCGAUGGUAUAAAGGAUUUAGCACGUUUCCCAAUAGCGCUGAGACAUCAUCAGAUCUGCGGAUUGGGGAAGACAGUUUAUAUACUUGUUCUAGCACCCUGAGAUUUACUCCUGAGCAGAGUGACCAUAACACGUCCAUCCGGUGCGAGGUGACACAUGCGGUCACUAAGACCGUCAGACAGAUACAUUAUGAUCUAUGCCUCACAGGCGUACCUGACCCUGUAGUUGGAAGCAGACACUCAUCACAGAGACCAAGAGCUGAAAGGAAACCCUUUACUAUAAGAGGAAUUGAGUGUCUGACGGACAGCCCCCGAGUGGGUGAUGAUGUCACACUUAGAUGUAACGUUGAUGGAUGUAACGCGGAUGACUGCGAGUUCUCCUGGUAUAAUGGAGCAUAUCCUAUUGAGGGUAACACAGAAAACGGAGACCUGGAGGACGGUUCCGGCAGCUUCUCCACAGUCACCUUCACAGCGGAGAAAUCGGACAGGAGUUGUACAGUCAGAUGUGAGGCCUGUUAUAACUAUCAGACAAUCGAGGAAACUUUCACUCUGAGACUGGGGUAAUAGGACACGAUCUAAUAAUUAUGACAAGAACGAGUUAUAUCUACCUCUGUACAACGUUCUGUGCUAAUGGUGGAAUCUCGUUACAGUAUCAGGAUAGAGAGUACCCGGAUCAGGGAUUAUAGCAGUGGUUCCCAAACUGUGUGCCUAGGAACCCUGGGGUGCCUCAGGACACUUGCAGGGGUGCCCUGGGUUGGUGGUCCAGGACCAAUUCAAAUUAGUUAUGGUCAAUGUAAUAUACAAAGAAAAAUGGAAAGUGGUGGGCGCAACACCAUAUAAUCUUACAUAUAAGAAAACGAUGGACUGAAGGAUUCUCUCUUAGUCCGACAGCAAGGGCUUAGUGGGUCUGAAGUGAAUUCUCUCUGUAUGUCUUCUCAAGGUAUGGUUUUUAUCUCGGUAUGAAGAGACAAAUCAUAGAACAGACCAGUUUGACAAAAGACAACAGAUUUAUUCACACUAAGCACUCACAAUUUGACAGUUAAAACGAGCAUGUAACCACAUGUGAAGUGGAUGGGGCUAGCUGGCAUCUGGUACUCCAAGUUACCCUCCCAAAAGGUACAGGAAACUCUGGAAUCCACAGCACAUCAGGAGAAGACGACAGUCCAGGUCAAACAGCUAGAGCCCUUCACAAUCUAGCGCCACCAGCUUCACGCGUUUCGGACUAUACAAGUCCUUCCUCAGAAGCAUGGUGCACAGUAUGCAGUAUAUGGUGGGAGCAGUAUAUGAAGGAGGGGGUGCCAUGUAUAUAUGGGGCACUAUAUGGAGGGUGCAGUGUGUAUAUAGGGGUAGUAUUUGGUGGGGAGUGCAGAAUAUGGAAAUGCAGUGUAUACAGAGGCAGUAUAUGGUGGGGGGCGCAGUGUACAUGGAGGGGGGGUGUCCGUCCGUGUCCCAAACGGCGGCACCACUGAGGUGAGGAGCAGCGUUAGGCUUUUCUACAUAUAGAUAUUCCUAUUAAUUCAACAGUAAGUGGAAAUCAAACGAAAGGAUAGAAAAUCCAGUCAAUUUUGAAUAUGAAAGAUCGUUAGAAAUGGUAUUGGCUGGUUUAAACCACAUUUUUUUUUUUCAUUACAAACCACAAUUUUUUUUUAUUAUGCUGUCAGUACAAGCACGGCACCGUGACUUAUUAUAAAAAGCCUAUUAUACAAAAAAAAUCGUGUUUUUAUGCUGAAUGUUUAAUGCCACGUGCUUAUGCUUAACUCAACGUGUGUGUGUGUGUGUGUGUGUGUGUGUGUGUGUGUGUGUGUGUGUGUGUGUGUGUGUGUGUCUCUGAAAAGUGUUUUUGGCAUUUUGUAAUACUAUUCACAUUUUUUUAAUUAUAAUAAGCAAGACUAAUGCUUAACAUUAACUUGUUCUUAUUUUCAAUUUCAUCUAUAUAUGAGUGUACUUUGUAUGUAGUAAUAUGGGUUCCGGUAUGAAUGGUCGACCAUAAUGAAUGGUCGACAUUGACAUGGUCGACAUGGACACAUGGUCGGCACAUGAAAAUGGUCGACACAUGAAAAGGCCGACAUGAGUUUUUUUACUUUUUUUGGUGUCGUUUUUUGCGUGAAGUGACUGGGAACCCCAAUUAGUGCACCGCGUCCCCUCGCAUGGCUCGCUUCACUCAUCAUGCUUCGGGCAUGGUGCCUUCGCUUCGCUCGGCACAGAUUACCGUUCCAAUCGCAGUCCACGUGGAUUGUAAAGUAUGGAAAAGUUCCCCAAAAGAUUUUUUUUUUAAAACCGCAUGUCGACCUUUCAUGUGUCGACCUUUCAUGUGUCGACCAUUUUCAUGUGUCGACCAUGUCAGUGUCGACCAAUAGUGGUCGACCUAAUGACUGUCGACCAUAACAUGGUCGACCAUGUGAACAGAUACCAUUAAUAUGUUGUCUAUCUACAUAUACAGUAUUCAAAUGUAAUAGGAAUAAGAAGUAAAAAAUGGUUUUAUUGAAAUAUGUAAAAUAAACAAAAUUGAAGCCUAAUAUCAUUAUUAAUGUUAGAAAGGAUUAACACAGGGUGGAUCGAGGUUUCUAAUAAAUGAUUCACUGGUUUUUUUCAUUACAACAUUAAUGCAAAAAAAAAUGUUUAAACAUAAAAACGGUUUAAACCAAAAAAAAAAAGCAUUUUAUGUUUUUUGUUUUUCUUUCAACUGUUCCCCCCCCCCCCCCCCCCCCCCCCAACCCUGCUAAAAACCUACCCCUACCAGGGACGUCCGGGGAGGUAGAUGGCUCAGGAGGCACUAACAAGCACCAGAGCCAGAUUUACACACAAUAUACAGUAUGAGCCAAAGGGUUCAUGUUUUGACUAUAAAAAUUAUUAGAAUAAUACAAAGAAGAUAUUUUUAACAUAGUCUUUGUAUUUUUCAUAUAAUUUAUAUAGUCAAAACUCUGGCGCAAAUGUUAGUAUGACAGGAAAGGCCCCACACUCUCUCUCUCCCCAGCACCCUCUCUGCAUAUGCAGCAAGUUUGAAACAGUCUGAUCAGUAUUUUGAAUUACUUAGCAGCAGUCUGUAACAUCUCUCUGCACUAUCACUUUCAGCUGUGACAGCUUGCGGCACACAAAGGAUUCAUUUGGUUAGUUGGGCGGCCCCUAGUGGCCAUAGUGCAUAUAACAGAGGUGAUAUUAUGAACACGCUCAAUAAUAAUUUUUUCUUCAAUAUAUGAGAUAUUAUCUAUGGUGGUCAUUCCGAGUUGUUCGCUCGGUAUUUUUCUUCGCAUCACAGCGAUUUUCCGCUUACUGCGCAUUUGCGAUGUCCGCACUGCGACUGCGCCAAGUAAAUUUGCUAUGUAGUUAGGUAUUUUACUCACGGCUUUUUCAUCGUUCUGGUGAUCGUAAUGUGAUUGACAGGAAGUGGGUGUUUCUGGGCGGAAACUGUCCGUUUUAUGGGUGUGUGUGAAAAAACGCUACCGUUUCUGGGAAAAACGCGGGAGUGGCUGGAGAAACGGAGGAGUGUCUGGGCGAAAGCUGGGUGUGUUUGUGACGUCAAACCAGGAACGACAAGCACUGAACUGAUCGCAGAUGCCGAGUAAGUCUGGAGCUACUCAGAAACUGCUAAGAGAGGUCUAAUCGCAAUAAUGCGAAUCCGUUGGUCGCAAUUUUAAGAAGCUAAGAUUCACUCCCAGUAGGCGGCGACUUAGCGUGUGCAAAGCUGCUAAAAGCAGCUUGCGAGCGAACAACUCGGAAUGAGGGCCUAUAUCAAUAUUUUAUGAUUCUUGAAAACUGUAAGGUCAUUCUGAGACCGUAUUUACUGUGUUGUUUUUUUUGUCUUGUGUCUUGUGUUUUGUUUUUUUUCUUCUUUUUUUAUGUGGUUUCUUUGAUGUAAUGUGAAAACAAUCAAAAAUAAU
This is a messenger RNA of Pseudophryne corroboree (corroboree frog), 6637 nucleotides long. RefSeq lists its product as uncharacterized. The record is from RefSeq and is a predicted model, not a curated record. The transcript is spliced from 12 exons. NCBI's taxonomy places the organism in Eukaryota, Metazoa, Chordata, Amphibia, Anura, Myobatrachidae. Gene Ontology annotation, cellular component: extracellular exosome; blood microparticle; immunoglobulin complex, circulating. Gene Ontology annotation, biological process: antibacterial humoral response; complement activation, classical pathway. Bases 75 to 3323 code for a protein of 1082 amino acids. Gene Ontology annotation, molecular function: antigen binding; immunoglobulin receptor binding.